Messenger RNA from Penicillium mononematosum, 1902 nucleotides. Its product is annotated as Short-chain dehydrogenase/reductase SDR. The transcript is spliced from 7 exons. Gene Ontology annotation, cellular component: cytosol. NCBI's taxonomy places the organism in Eukaryota, Fungi, Ascomycota, Eurotiomycetes, Eurotiales, Aspergillaceae. The coding region runs from base 1 to 1902 and encodes 633 amino acids. Gene Ontology annotation, molecular function: aldose reductase (NADPH) activity. The record is from RefSeq and is a predicted model, not a curated record.
AUGUCCUCCACAACAUUCAAGUUGAACACCGGAGCCGAGAUCCCAGCCAUUGGCUUCGGCACCUGGCAGGAUCCGAGUGAACAGGAAGAUGCCGUAGCGGAGGCACUCAAGGCAGGAUACCGUCACGUAGACACUGCGCGCGUUUACGGAACCGAGCAGGCUGUCGGCAAUGGUGUUAGGAAAAGUGGCGUCCCACGCGAAGAAAUCUUCAUCACGACUAAGCUAUGGAACAACAAGCAUCACCCGGACGAUGUGGCACCUGCUCUGCAGGAAUCCCUGGACAACCUGGGAACGGACUAUGUUGAUAUGUUCCUGAUUCACUGGCCUGUGGCCUGGAAAAGAGGCGAUGACCUCUUUCCGAAGGAAAAUGGGAAGCUGGUCCAGGAGAAUAUCGACAUCGUCGACACGUACAGAGCAAUGGAACAUCUCCUGAAAACAGGCAAGGUGAGGGCGAUCGGUGUCUCGAACUUCAACAAGACUGAGAUGGAGCACCUGCUCAAGAAUACUUCCAUCGUUCCCGCUAUGCAUCAGAUGGAAUGUCACCCUUGGCUGCAGCAGCAUGAUUUCACGGACUGGCAUCGUAACAAUGGCAUACAUGUCGAGCACUACUCGCCUUUUGGAAACCAGAACGCUCUGUACGGUGAGAAGAGCGGGCCUGUGAAGCUGCUCGGGGAGCCUGUGUUGGCGGAGAUAGGGGAGCAGUAUAACAAAACUCCCGCUCAGGUCGUUCUUGCUUGGGGAGUCACUCAGGGCCACUCGGUGCUACCGAAGUCUAAAACACCCAUGAGGAUCAGAGCCAAUCUGGAAGGGGACUUCAAGCUAAGCCCGGAAGAUAUGAAGAAGAUCGAGAAAAUCAACAAGAAGCUUCGCUUCAAUGAUAGCAGUGACGAGUUUGGCAGGGACUUCUUUAUUGUAACCCCUGCCUCGCGAGGAUUGGGGUUCGCCUUCGCACAGCAGCUCCUAACUCGAACCGAGCUCCCUGUGAUUGCAACAGCCCGCAAGAACUGCGAUGAACUACAACAACGAUUGCUGUCAAGCAGGGGUAUGCCCAAAGAUGCAGAGGAGCGACUCCGCAUCCUCCAAGUUGAUGUAACUGAUGAGUCUACAAUAUCAGCAAUGGCAGACACAAUCCGCCAGAAAUAUCCCAAUACAUCGCUCAGGCUAGGAUUGACAAUCCCCGGUAUUUUGCAUGCUGAGAAAUCACCCAGUAAAAUCGAUGCUGCCAAUGCGCUGGACAGCUUCAAAGUCAACUCUCUCGGCCCGUUGCUGCUGAUGAAGCACCUCUCCCAAUUCAUCCCAUUGAAAUCCUCACCAGGAUUUCCGGCAACACAGUCCAGCUCUGCAAUCAACUCCCCAGGGCAGCUGAGGCUGCCCUCACAUGCCAUCUAUGCGAUGAUGGCCGCUCGAGUCGGCUCAAUAUCCGACAAUGCAUUGGGCGGAUGGUAUUCCUACCGUGCAAGUAAGGCAGCUGUAUUCCAAUUGACCAAGACCUUUGAUUUACAUCUGCGUGCGAAGAGUGCGCAGAGGGCAAUUGCGGUAGCGCUGCAUCCUGGGACUGUGCACACGGAUUUUACCAAGGAGUAUUGGGAAACGAGGGAAAUGCUAGAGCCGGGCGAUGCGGCCGACAGGCUGUUGGAGAUGCUUGUGGGUUUGUCACCGGAGGCUACAGGAGGGAGAGGGAGGUGUUGGGAUUGGAUGGGGAAGGAGGUUUUGCCAGCAAUUGUUCCUCGUUUGAAGGUGAAACAAUGCGCUAACAUUAUUGACCCCUUAACGCCAGACGGUCCGCUAAAGUCGGAACAAUUUGCAAAUCCCCGCCGAGCUGUGGUGCUAAGGUCCCUUCCGGACACCGAAACCCUAAGGAUUGUUCUGAAAGGAGCUAUGCUGUAUAAACCGCAGAUCUGA